AUGGGAAAUGGUUGCACUACAGAAAAUAUAAUCAUCAUUGUUGUACAAAUAUCCGUAUUUUACAUUUGGAGUCAAACGGGGCGAAAACUUUAUUCAGAUUUAGGCAAUUCUGAAUUAGCCAGUCCCCCAAA
Dentiscutata erythropus is the source of this 131-nucleotide messenger RNA. Lineage: Eukaryota; Fungi; Glomeromycota; Glomeromycetes; Diversisporales; Gigasporaceae. The record is from the annotation of a GenBank genome assembly.